Messenger RNA from Achroia grisella, 2479 nucleotides. Its product is annotated as cilia- and flagella-associated protein 52. Bases 63 to 2405 code for a protein of 780 amino acids. The record is from RefSeq and is a predicted model, not a curated record. Gene Ontology annotation, molecular function: protein binding. Gene Ontology annotation, biological process: cilium assembly. The transcript has 16 exons. NCBI's taxonomy places the organism in Eukaryota, Metazoa, Arthropoda, Insecta, Lepidoptera, Pyralidae.
GAUAUUUUUUGUAGUGAAAUAUAUUUUAUCCUUGUAUUUAUAGAUUUAACUAACUUAUAAUAAUGGAUGUAAAGAAUUUGGAAACCUAUUCUAUUAUAGGUUUUGAUGGAUCAGCAAUCAGAGGCCUCAAAGUCCACCCGGAUGGCGCACACAUCGUAUACCCAAUGGGUAACAAAGUCUGCAUUCAGGAAUGGAAGACCAAGAAAAUGUACUUCCUCAGCGGACACUCCAACAGCGUGUCCACGGUGGCGUUGUCUCCGAAUGGCACGUUUGUGGGGUCUGGUCAAAUAAACCAUAUAGGUUUCAAGGCAUCUGUUAAAGUGUGGGAUUUUAAGAAUAAAGCAAUGCUCGGAAGUCAUGAGCUACAUAAGGUUCGUGUAGAAGCAUUAGCGUUCUCAGCUGAUGAACGAUACUUGAUAUCUCUGGGUGGCCGUGACGACGGGUCCGUGGUGCUGUGGGACUGCUUGGCCGGCGCUGCCACCGGUACAGCAGCAGCCUGCAAACUCACCACCGGAGAUGCUAUGACACUCACCACCUUGAACUUGAGGCCCAACGCAUUUGUCACGGGCGGCGACUGCAAUCUCAGAGUGUGGAACAUAAGAGCAGAGAGCAAGAAUUUGGACGUGGUCGACGUGUCUCUGGGCAAGUUGCGCAGGAGUGUGAGGUGUAUUGCCAUCAGCAACGAUGAUACCUUCGGAUAUGCGGGAACUACAACCGGGGACAUGAUAAAGUUCUCAAUAAACUAUCCUUCGGACCCGACUGCGUCUGUGGCCGAUAUCAAGCCCACAUUCCUCGGGUGUCUAGCACGAUGUGGACCCUGGAAGAAGGGACGGCGACCGGAGUCCAUGUGUUACAGUCAAGGUAUCGAAUCAAUAAUAAUAAUGGCUGACGGUUGUUUGAUCGUGGGCGCGGGAGACGGUACAGUUGAGGUCCUGGACGAGAUCAACUGGAAAGGGGACUUCCCCAAGGGGAAGAUACUGAGCCCCAACCGGCCGCAUUUCAAAGCCUUAAAAUCCACAAAACUGGACGGCAGCAUCACGUCUCUGGAGCUGAUGGAAUCUCCGAGUGUGAGAAACGAGUCGCGCCUACUUCUGGCAGGGACGCGUACCAGCGAGAUAUACGCCAUUAACGUGGCCACAUUCUCGCCCAUCCUGGUGGUCACCUGCCAUCGUUGUGCUAUCAACGACAUCGCGUUUCCCAGGGGCAUGUCAGGAGUGUUCGCUACAGCUGGUUCAGGUGAUAUCCGCGUGUGGAGCCUAGAGAGUUGCCAGGAGUUGCUCCGCAUCGUGGUGCCCAAUUUCGUCUGCUCCGCUGUUUUAUUCUCUGCUGAUGGAAAAUCUAUAGUCUCUGCGUGGAACGACGGCAACAUCCGCGCGUUCACCCCGCUGACAGGGCGGCUGAUGUACUGCAUCUACAGCACACACAACAAGGGCACCUCCGCGCUAGACAUGACGCACGACGGACGCACGCUCAUAUCCGGUGGCUGCGAAGGACAGGUCCGUGUAUGGGAUAUAAAGCCUGAAUGCCAGACCUUGAAGAAGGUGUUGAAAGAACACAAAAGUCCAGUGUCUGCGAUACAAGUAUCUCCCAACGAUACGGAGGCUGUGAGCGCCGGCACCGACGGCUCCUGUAUUAUAUGGGACUUGCUAUCGCUGUCCCGCCGUCAAGUAAUGUACGCGAACACGUUGUUCAUGUGCGUAUGCUUUGAGCCGCUCGGCUGCCAGCUGCUGUCGGGUGGUACCGACCGUCGCGUCGCCUACUGGGAGGCAGGCAGCGGGAACCUCGCCAGGGAGAUAGAAGCGAGCAAAGUGGGGGCUAUCAAUGGAUUGCACAUAUCAUACAAUGGAGAGCUCUUCGUGACUGGUGGAAAUGAUCAGAUGGUUAAGCUGUGGAAGUACCAGGAGGGUAUAUAUACGCACAUGGGUCUGGGUCACGCGGGAGCGGUCACGUGCUGCAAGUUCAGUCCGGACGCGCGCCACGUGGUCAGCUGCUGCGCCGCCGGCACCAUCAUCGUCUGGAAGACGCCUCAGCAAUACCUCCAAAAAGAACAAGCACAAUCAGCCCGUGAUGGGCGGCCUGAGACCGCUAAGACUCUGCAAGAAGAAUUACGCUUGCCACUAGAGAAUAAACCCGUACAGAGAGCUUCGGGAGAUCGCCAGCACAAAAUACCCGCUGCCCCAUCGAAGGUGGAGAAAAUAGAAGCAAUGGACACGAGUCGGAGUAGCGUCCACUCGUGCUGCCCCUGCGAGGCGUCGGUGCGGACCAACAAAACCACAUCGGAUAAAUCAAGCAAACCAUCGCCGAAAGGCAGCGCUGGCAGCAAAUGCUGCAGGCCGCCAGAUAAUCUACCAACACGGACAACUAGCAAAGAGUUUGUGAAUAGUGGAGGAGGGAAUAAAAAAUAACAAGAUAAUCUGACAAUACACCUAAUGUGUUCAUAACUCUAAUAUAACUAUAAUAAUAUUUAUAUUGAAAUGUA